AAAACAAAUAGUACGAAACUUAAUUAAUUUGUAUAUGCAUUGUAUUACUCAAUACGUUAAUUAGGAAUACUAGGCGUUGUCUUGUGUAAAACAUUUAUCGGGAGUCGCGUUCUGGUUAGCAUUUUACAUUCAACUAUUCGGAGUUCUCUCCCCAUAAUAACAAUUAACCAAUGAAAGGACGCCUGUGUUAACCAACUGAUAUUUUAACCUAUCAAAUUAUAUUUUGCAGAAAGAUCUUUGGCAGGGCUUAGCAACAAAACAACAUACUCUGUCACUUGAACAUUUAUUGUAUGGUGGUUUUCUUCGAAAUCUUUAUUUGCACAAAUGGAUCAAACCAAACGCCCAUUGUUAAUUCCGCCAGAAUUUGCUAAUUAUGCAGAAAAGAAUGGAGUAUUUGACAUGUAUAAGAAACUGCUUGAACAGUUGAUUAUCAAUAAACCAGAAGAUCCAAUAGCAUUUCUAAUUGAACAACUGAAAAGAGAAAAUGAUGAUGUUCCACAGGUGAUUAUUCUUGGGCCUCCUGCAUCUGGCAAGCGAUCCAUUGCAAAACUGGUUUGUGCCAAGACCCGUGCAGCACACCUGACUAUGGAGAAUCUUGUGGCAGAAGCAGAGGUGGAUGUUAAAGAACAAGCAGAACAAUUCAUCAGCAGGAAGCAGGCUGUGCCAGAUCGGUUGUGGUUGAGGAUAAUUCAAUCCAGAAUGAAGCUGUUUGAUUGUGUGAAGAAAGGCUGGGUUCUCGAGGGCUUCCCACAGACUCGAGAUCAGGCUCAGGUUCUUCAAGAGAACGGCAUCUAUCCCAAACAUUGCAUUAUACUGGAGGCUCCAGAUACAGUUUUCAUUGAACGGGCUGCAGGGAAGAGGUUCGAUAGAGUGACUGGAGAUGUGUACCACACCACGUUUGACUGGCCAACAAGCUCCAUCGUCCAGGCCCGGCUGGAGGAAGUGGUCGGUAACACUGAGGAGGAAAUUGUUAACAGACUUGUUAACUACCAUCGCUACAUUGACGGGAUACGGCGCUGCUUUAGCACUGUUUUCAAGACGAUCAACGCUGAUCAGCCCAAGGCUGAUGUCUUCUCUCAGGCAUAUACCUUCUUGUGCAGUCAGCCAAGGACAAAUGCCCCACAUACUCCACGAAUCAUCUUGCUAGGUCCAACUGGAAGUGGCAAGGGUGUACAGGCAGCAUUAUUGGCAUCUAAAUAUAAUAUUGUUAAGGUUUCUUGUGGUCAGCUGAUUAAACAAGCAAUUGUAGAUGAGAAGAAAUCUGGACUAGCUGCAAAGAAUUACAUAGAGAAACAUUUUCCAAUUCCUGAUAACAUUGUAAUGAGCAUCUUGAAAGAGCGACUCAGUCAGUUGGACUGUGUCACACGAGGCUGGGUCCUGCACGGAUAUCCAAGGACACGGGAUCAAGGGGAACAACUUCAGCGGGCAGGAUUUACACCAAAUAGGAUAUUCUUUUUGGACGUUCCGAACGACUCUGUCCUGGAGCGACUGACCCUGCGGAGAACGGACCCUGUGACGGGCGACCGUUUCCACCUGCUGUACAACCCGCCGCUGUCACUGGAGGUGAAGGAGCGGCUGGAGCAGCACCCGACUGACAAUGAGGACGAGGUGCGGCGCAGGCUGGCCAUGUACCACCUGGAGGUGGAAGAGCUGGGAGACCUCUACGUGGACGGGCAACACGUCAACGCAGACCAGGACCCACACACUGUCUUCGAGUGUCUCGAAAGUGUUAUAGUCAACCCAUUGCCAAAACGGUUUUAGGUUUGGGGUGAUGCAGACCAGGACCCGCACACCGUCUUCGAAUGUCUCGAAAUUGUCUUAGUCAACUCAUUGCCAAAACGAUUUUAGUCCUGGGAUGACGUGUGUUAGGGUAUUCUGUACAGUUGAAUUGGCUGUUAAAGGGCACUUAUGUAUAACAUCAUUUUGUUUACAAAUUUUACUUAUGUCCCUUCCAUACAAAAAUAAAUAUGUCCCGUAUACAAAUAUGUCUAUUCGAAACACAAAUGUCCCUUCCAUGCUAAAAUGUUACUUAAGUCCUUUCCUUACACAAAUCCUUUCCUUACACAAAUCCUUUCCAUACUCAAAUAUGUCCCUUCCAUAUACAAAUACAUCCCUUCCAUACACGCAUGACCAUUCCAAACACAAAUGUCCCUUCCAUAAUCAGAUGUUUGUGUUGAGUUGUUUUAUUUUCUUGUAAAAGUGACCAACUUGAUAAAAACACAUUCAGCAACUCCAGUGGCCUGUGUAAACAGGUCUGACUUUUAUCUGUGAAAUGACUGUUGUACUGUUGACUAUUUUUCAUUUUGACCGUUUAUGACACAUUUGUUAAAACUAUUAAUGUAAAAUAUUGAAUUAUAGUGGGACAAAAUGUUUAUUGUCACAUGGAAUAUUCUGCUAAAUGUUGGAAUGCAAACUGUACGUCCUAUUUGGACUUUCAUAUCUAGUUACUUUAAUAUUUUAUAACAGGAGGGUAAAUCCGAUCCAUGCACAUAAUUAUUCUUUAAAAACUAUAUUGUAAGCAUAACAUUGUGAUCAACUAUGAAUUUUGCAACAUUAAAACAAUAUAGUAAUUCUGGAACCCACAAGACAAGACAGAUAAAAUAUUGUAGCAGAUGUACAUUUUUUCAAAUGUUAAGAUUACAUCUUACUUUUUGAUUGGUUUAUUUUAGUGUUAUAUGUUUUAAAUUUGUUUUAGUAAAUAUUUAUAUUCUUAAUAUGACAAUAAAGAUACAGGUACAGUGUAGUUCUUCCGCUGAUAAAAUGUGUAUUGUCACACAAAGCAUAGUGUUUGGGUGAAUUGAAACAUAAGGUCAAGUGUAGAUCAAAAAUCUUAACACAGUAUUAGUGUUUGCAAACAUUAAAUUCCAGUCCAUUGCCAAAACAGUUUUUGUUAUGGGAUGUUUGUUUGUGUUUUUGUUUUGUUCUGUCAAGACCUGGAGCCUGUUUUACAAAACAUCGUAAAUCUAGCAGUUAUAUCUGACGUCAUAUAAAAUGUGUUGAGCGAGUCGUUAAAUAAAACAUUUCAUUUCAUUCCAUUCUAGCAGUUAUAUUUAAAUGUGUUGGACAUCCAUUCCACACCAGAAAUUGCAUCAUUAUGGAAGAAAUAUAGAUAUACUUAAAACUAUAUAAGUUGUACUGUUAGUAGAAAUAUGAACUGUGGUUAAGUAAUAAAUUUACGCUUACGUGCAAAAUUAGAUUAACAAUGAUUUGUGAAAUUGGUCCCUGAUGUUGCCUACUGAACAAGCUGCAUCUAAAAAAUUCAGUUGGUGGAAACAGCAUAUCCAGUAGAUUGCUUGAUGAUACAUCUGUGAUGUAAUGUGCAAUGCUGUUGUUUAUUUGGUAGUUAUACCUACAUAUUGCUACUGCAAUAACUGAACUAGGGUUUUGAACAGUAUGCUUAGUUGCUUUUUCACCCAUUUGUUUUAAUGAUCAAUUGAAGAGCAGUAACGUACCCAAUUUUCCUCGACUCGAGACCAUAUUAAUUUCCAUGUAUACCUCACAAUGUCAUAUUGAAACAAUAUUUGUAUUUAUACAAUGUGUAUUGUCACUGAUGUUUUAUGUACUUUAUAAUAUGAGAAUUAAAGGUUUAAAUAUUCA
This is a messenger RNA of Gigantopelta aegis, 3597 nucleotides long. Its product is annotated as adenylate kinase 8-like. Lineage: Eukaryota; Metazoa; Mollusca; Gastropoda; Neomphalida; Peltospiridae. Gene Ontology annotation, cellular component: cytoplasm. Gene Ontology annotation, biological process: nucleoside triphosphate biosynthetic process. The record is from RefSeq and is a predicted model, not a curated record. Gene Ontology annotation, molecular function: AMP kinase activity; ATP binding; nucleoside diphosphate kinase activity. The transcript is spliced from 10 exons. Bases 325 to 1761 code for a protein of 478 amino acids.